Telopea speciosissima is the source of this 776-nucleotide messenger RNA. RefSeq names its product thioredoxin M3, chloroplastic-like. The record is from RefSeq and is a predicted model, not a curated record. Bases 79 to 621 code for a protein of 180 amino acids. NCBI's taxonomy places the organism in Eukaryota, Viridiplantae, Streptophyta, Magnoliopsida, Proteales, Proteaceae. The transcript is spliced from 2 exons. Gene Ontology annotation, molecular function: oxidoreductase activity, acting on a sulfur group of donors, disulfide as acceptor. Gene Ontology annotation, cellular component: cytoplasm.
GAGACUCAAACUUCGUCUUCGCUUAAAUUGAACUUUCGCUCCCCACGUAUUGGAUUUCCCUCUUCGUUUUCUACAGUAAUGGCGGUAGUCUCUUGUAGUCCGCGCUCGCUAUCAUGUUCUCGCUUCAUGGCAAAGCACGCAUGCUCCUCGUUGCCCUUCCAAUGGCACCGAACCCAUCUGGAUUUCACGGCAACUGUGCAUUGGAAGGCACAAAGUGGAAUUAGGGUUCAAAUUCUUAAUUCUUCAUCGUCUGAUCAUAAGGAUUUCACUCGUUCCAUCCAGGCCACUCGCUAUUACGAUGCACCAAUGGUUACUGGAGACUCUUGGGAUGAGUUCAUUCUCAACAGUGACACUCCCAUCCUCGUUGAGUUCUUUGCUCCUUGGUGUGGGCCCUGCAGGAUGGUCCAUAGGGUGAUUGAAGAGAUUGCAAGCGAGUAUGCUGGGAGUCUCAAAUGCUUUAUACUUAAUACAGAUCAGGACCUGGAGAUUGCUGAUAACUAUGGUAUUGAUUCUGUUCCGGUAGUUUUGCUGUUUAAGAAUGGAGAAAAACGACUCUCUUUGGUUGGAACUUUGCACAAGGAGAAUUAUGUGGCUGCCAUCGAGAAGCUUCUGGUCUCUUGAGGAACCUCCAACAUUUCAACUAUGACCAACUGCAGUGUGUGUCUUCCCAUUAGGUUAUUUGAUCUGAUCUGGAUUUUUUGGUAAACUUGACUGGAUCUGUACAUUUGACAUUUUGUAACCCUAGAUUUUGUCAAUGGGGCGUCUCGGCUAACAGC